Neocloeon triangulifer is the source of this 1907-nucleotide messenger RNA. RefSeq lists its product as uncharacterized. The record is from RefSeq and is a predicted model, not a curated record. The coding region runs from base 193 to 1467 and encodes 424 amino acids. Lineage: Eukaryota; Metazoa; Arthropoda; Insecta; Ephemeroptera; Baetidae. Gene Ontology annotation, molecular function: protein binding. The transcript has 5 exons.
UCGCCGGUUCAGUAUCAACGUGCACGGCAGGUCUUCAGUCAGUGUUUGUCUGGCAGUGCACGAGAGCGGAUCACGCGCACGCUGCUCUCGCCGCGUUUUCAAAUAAUUGAACUUCACUCGGUCUCGUUCGUUGCCCUAUUUGUCAGAGUCGGAUAUACCCGGGUCGUCAAUCAAUCAAUGGAUUAGCCGGCGAUGGUGCUGUUCAAGAGUUCGGAGGGCGAGGCCCUGCCGCGGCUGCUGCGGAUGUCACCCCUCAGGCACAGCCUCCGAGCCGCCCCCAUGUCCGUCUCCAACGAAGACCUAGCGUCAACCCUUUCUGCACCACCCACCGAUAAAAAAGAUUUCUCAGCGUGGAAUAAAACGUUGUCUCAGCGUUGGAAGAAGCUGCGCAGGCGGUGCUCAUCCUUUUCAACAGGCCACGCACCACGGUCCCCUGCACCUCCAGUGCCCGAGCCGCCCCCGGAGCCCAUUUCGACGAUACCCUACACGGCCAGGCGAAUUCCGUUGCCGCGUCGCGUCCCUCCAGACCACGACUCGGACUCUUUGUCCACGUCCUCCUCCUGCUCGUCCCGCGGCUCCAUUCUGCCCAACCUGCGCUCCAAACUGCUCGGCCUGAGGAAGAAACGAAGCAUGUCUGUGCACGAACCCACCUUUUACGUGCCACCCCCGCCAGAACCGCCUCCGGAGGCGGCAAGGCGGCGGUGGAGCUCGUUGGAAAGGCCGUCUGAGGACCGCAGAUCAACUGACAGUUGCUCCUCUGUUUCUUCUGGCCGGUCUAGGAGACCUUCGGACAGAGAUUCUGAUCUUGGGUACUUCACCGACCACAACAUGCUGCCCCCACAGCACAUGGCCCCUCCGUUGCCCCCUCAACUACCCCCUCUGCCGCCUGCCAGGGUGCGUCGUUUUUCCUUCAUCCACUCGGAAACGCUGCCCGAGGAGCCCCGUCGGCCGAUGACCCGCACCACCAGCGUCGGUGGCGCCGACCUGCGUAGGACGAACAAAGAAAACUCUCGACCAAAGAAUGCGAAUUUACGGCACCACAGGUUAAGCACGAUCGUGCCACCUCCACUGGUGCCGGAGGCGGUGGAAGAGGAAACUUCCUCCAAAUUCUGCACGCUGCCAAGGUCAUGUAAGGCCUUCAACAUCUUCAGCGUUGAAUUCAACAAAGGCCCUGGCCAGAAGGGACUUGGCUUCAGCAUAGUCGGAGGUAGGGACUCGCCCAGGGGCCAAAUGGGCAUCUACAUCAAGACCGUCUUUCCGCAGGGCCAGGCUGCCGACUCUGGUCUACUCAAAGAAGGUGAUGAGAUUCUGGCCGUGAACGGACGUCCCCUUCAUGGUUUGAGCCACAACGAGGCAAUUGCUGUCUUCAAAGACAUCAAAGUUGGCCCUGUCGCUCUCCACCUGGGCCGCCGAGUGACCCGCAAGCCCAAAGAGGCCCCGCCGAGGACCCUCUCCACAGCAGACUGAACGUUCCAGCGAAUUUAACUAUAUAAAAAUAUAUAGCAUGCACUUCUUCAGAAACACUUUUCGUAAUUUCACUUAAUAUAAUUAUAUCAAUAUGAUUACCAUACUUUCAAAGAAAAGCACCAAGCAGCUGCUCACAUUAUGGAUUAAUCAUUCAAGUGCAGAGAACUGAAGUCAUUUUGUUUUAGUCAUGUAUGAGAAGCACAAAUAUUGUGGUACAUGUUAAAAAAAAAAUAGUAAUAAAAGAAGAAGCGAGUAGUGAGAGGUAUCAUAUUACUAAAUGAUCGUCUUAUUCGGACACGUGUAUUACCUUGCAAACAAAGUCUUACAUUAUUCAUAUUAAAGUAUUUAGGAUGAAUAGUUGCUAAUAAUAUGUAAAUGUGCUGUAUAAUUGUACUGUUUAUAAACGUGAAAUCAACCAAUAAUAAAAGGGUUAUCAACAA